AGUUCAAACAUUCUAUUUGAUGACAUUACAUUCAACAAGAGAUUAAAUGAUUAGAAGAUAAUCAAAAUAAUUGAAAAUUAUUGUUAUCAAGAUACGAUACCUAAAUUUUCAUCUGAUAUUGUAAAAGUUUCUACAAUUCAGGUCAGUCGUAUUUAAACAAUACUGUGAUGGAAGUGCCUCAAGAUUUAGUUAAAAUAUUUGACUUUAUAAGCCAACACCACCUAACUUGUGUGGCAAGGCUAAGGGAGGCUGUCUCCAUACCUUCCGUAUCAGCAUGGCCUGAAAAGCGAAAGGAUGUUGACAGAAUGGUCAACUGGACAAAAGAUCGUCUUGUUGCAUUGGGAGUUGAGGUGGACCUCAGAGAUGUUGGUAUGCAACAUAUUCCUGGUCAGGGUGAAAUACCAUUACCGAAGGUUCUUCUUGGAGUUUUGGGAAAAGACCCAAAAAAGAAGACAGUCCUCAUUUAUGGACAUUUAGAUGUCCAACCUGCCGCUAAGGAAGAUGGUUGGAAUACUGAUCCCUUUACUUUGGUUGAAAAAGAUGGAAAAUUUUUUGGUAGAGGUUCAAGUGAUGAUAAGGGCCCUGUAAUAUGCUGGAUUAAUGCGAUUGAAGCCUUCCAAAAGAAUGAAAUUGAAAUUCCUGUCAAUAUCAAAUUUGUAUUCGAGGGAAUGGAAGAAAUGGGCAGUGAAGGUUUAGAACCCUUAUUGCUUUCAGAAAAAGACAAAUUUUUGAAAGAUGUUGAUUUUGUCUGUAUUUCUGAUAAUUAUUGGUUAGGAACAGAUAAGCCUUGCAUAACUUAUGGUUUGAGAGGACUCUGCUACUUCUAUUUGGAAAUUGAAGGUGCAGAAAAAGAUCUCCAUAGUGGGAUAUUUGGUGGCACUGUAGCAGAAGCAAUGACAGAUCUUGUAUAUCUCCUCAAUACCCUUGUUGAUGAAACUGGGAAAAUUUUGAUCCCAGGUAUAUAUGAAGACGUUGCUGAAAUUCAAGAAGAAGAAACAGCUGCUUAUGACAAAAUUGCCUUUGAUUUAAAAAGCUACAGGGAAAAUAUUGGGUGUCAAGCACUUCUACAUGAGGAUAAAUCAAAAUUGCUUAUGCACAGAUGGCGUUUUCCAUCCUUAUCCAUUCAUGGUAUUGAAGGAGCUUUUGCUGAGCCAGGACAAAAAACUGUAAUUCCAGCUAAAGUAACUGGAAAAUUUUCCAUUAGAAUUGUGCCUAAUCAAACUCCUGAUAAAGUGGAGAAACAUGUUAUUAACCAUAUUGAAAAUAAAUGGAAACAAAGGAACAGCCCCAACAAGAUGAAGGUAAUAUUGAAUGGAGGAGGUUCUCCUUGGAGUGAAGAUUUCAAACAUCCUCAUUAUCAAGCUGGAGUAAAGGCAACUCAGUAUGUCUAUAAUGUUGAACCAGACCUUAUCAGGGAGGGAGGGUCUAUUCCAAUUACUCUCACAUUCCAGGAAGCUACAGGGAAGAAUGUAUUGCUAUUACCUGUAGGAGCUGGAGAUGAUGGUGCACAUAGUCAAAAUGAAAAAAUUGACCGAAGAAAUUAUAUUGAAGGAUCGAAAUUGUUGGCAGCAUAUCUCUAUGAAGUUGGUCGAAUUGAAUGAACCGAUAUAUAUCCUACAUAAAAUAUUGUAUCAAAUUUUCCUUUUUCUAUAUUUUCAUUGUAACUCAAUAUAAUCCAGAUACUUUGUGAGUUUGAAGAAAAUAAAUUAGUUUCAAUAAUA
This is a messenger RNA of Harmonia axyridis, 1721 nucleotides long. RefSeq names its product cytosolic non-specific dipeptidase (gene Cndp2). Gene Ontology annotation, biological process: proteolysis. The record is from RefSeq and is a predicted model, not a curated record. Gene Ontology annotation, molecular function: metallodipeptidase activity. The coding region runs from base 168 to 1601 and encodes 477 amino acids. The transcript is spliced from 7 exons. NCBI's taxonomy places the organism in Eukaryota, Metazoa, Arthropoda, Insecta, Coleoptera, Coccinellidae.